AUGUAUGACGACAACAUGCAAGACGAUAUGCUCCUACCGCACUCGCCCGCUUCCCAAGCGGCAGCCGCUUGGAUGACGUCCACCAACUUCUCUCACUCCCACUCUCACUCUCACGCUGGCCCCUUGUCUCCCGUCAGUACCGGCAUGGACAUUGCAAACAUGGAUCCAUCCUGCGCUCCGACAAUGGUACACUCCGCAUCCUCGUCUUGCACUGACUCCUGGAGCACCGGCCACGCCGAGACCUGUGACGGGGACGACGCUGACAACGACAUUGUGUGGGAACAGGACUCGGAUGACAUCCUCACCGUACCCAAACUCGAGCCCACGGACGACGAUUUCAAUCUCGACGAUCUGAAGGAGGCACCCUUAACGCCAGCACAAGCAUCUCUGAUCGCAUCCGCAACCCAGCCGAAACAGAAACGCCCCCGUGGACGGCCUCGCAAACACCCCGUGGCGCCCAUCAUUAACCCGAGCAAGGUCACCAAGGGCCGUUCUAAAACAGGGUGUAUCACCUGCCGAAGACGAAAGAAGAAGUGCGACGAGGCGAAGCCGAGAUGUAUGAACUGCGAGAAGAACGCCGUCGUGUGCGAGGGUUAUCAGGAGAAGAAACUCUGGAGAAGCGGAAAAGAAAAGGCGACGACCGAUCACACCGUAGACGAGGAGUCCCUUGUCUUUACCAUGCAACCACUGUUCAACGGCGUCGACACGGUCGAGGACAAAAUCUUUUGGCGGCAUUACGGGGUACAUCUUAGCAAUGUCCUCACCGUCGAAGGGGAGGCCAGGAACGCCUUCAAAGACAUUAUCCUGCCUUUGGCAAACCUCCACCAGGGCGUCAUGCACUCCAUUCUCGCCAUGAGCAGUAAACAUAUCGACUUUGACACGCCGUAUGGCGCAAAACUCCUGGAGAAGAACCCGACGACCAACCGCGAGGCCCUGCAGGAAAGGUCGGCGUAUCACGAAGAGCAAGCAAUGAAGACGCUGUACGCCGACAUGAACCGCACCGAGGAGGACGAUGGGGUCGACAAGACGACGAUCCUUUCCGCGCGUUACGCCCAGAUCCUCUGCCUAGUCGUCACCACACUGAUCGAGGGCGAACCGCACGGCGCUCACCGAGUCCACCUCGGUGGCUACAAGCGACUUAUCCAGGAGUCGCCCCCCGAGGAUCCCAUCUUCUUGGCCUUCAUCGCCGAGUUCUUCCAGUAUCACAUCUACGCAGAUGAGCUCUUGUGGCACCCCACAAGUAAUUACCCGCGCCUGGCCUCGGCAGACUGGACCUCUCUGGUUCCCCUCGAUUCACCCAGGCUCAUAGGCGUCGCCGACGGCCUGUUCCAGUAUCUUUGCCACAUUACAACGAUCCGGAAUACGAUCAGGGAGAACAUCUACAAGGGCUCCGAAACCGUGGUAACGUAUCACAUCCUGUAUCAGGCACAGGAGAUCCAGGAGGCCAUCGAGCAAUGGAUGCCGACCUGGCCGCCGGGCGAUAGCCGGCACCGGGUAGGCCUGGUCUACAAGCACAUGAUGUUCCUUCAUCUAUUCCGUACUAUUUACCCACCCACGUCCCCCCAGAGACGCCCGUCGGUCUUCUCGGUGGCGACCUCUAUAGCGACCUCCAUUUCGUCAUCUUCGUCCCGCCGCCAUUCGCAAAUCUCUCGACCUUCUACCGCUACGAGCUGCGCCUCGUCUCCCGGCCUCCGCCCCACCACGGCGGGCGGUUUCCCGUCGUCGAUGCAGCUCAAGCGCGAGCCUAGUUCUAGGGGCCCGUCGAGGACGAGCUCGAUGCAUGAGUCCGACGCCGGGUCCUCCAGCUGCGCCGUCAUUGACGAACAACGGCCGGCGUCUCCACCCCCGAUCCGCCGUCCUCUGCAGCACGACAACCGCAUCACGUCUACGGUCGAGGAGUCUCUGGCCAUCAUGGAGGGCUUCAAGCCAUCCGAUCCCGCGCUGACGCUCCUGUUGAUGCCAAGCGUGGUCAUCGGCACCACGUGCUUUGACCCGGCGCAGCAGGAGCGGCUCCGCGCCAUCAUCCGGUCGGUCCGGGGCUACACUGGUCUCCGCAACUGCGACCGGGCACUUGAGGUGCUCGAAGAGGUCUGGUACCUGAUGGAUGUAGGCGAUUGGCUAUCCGUUUGGGACUGGCAAAGCGUGGCCAGGAGACUCGGCCUUGACUUUCUGUGCACGUGA
This is a messenger RNA of Colletotrichum navitas, 2181 nucleotides long. Its product is annotated as fungal-specific transcription factor domain-containing protein. The record is from RefSeq and is a predicted model, not a curated record. Gene Ontology annotation, molecular function: zinc ion binding; transcription cis-regulatory region binding; DNA-binding transcription factor activity, RNA polymerase II-specific. Gene Ontology annotation, biological process: positive regulation of transcription by RNA polymerase II. The transcript has 3 exons. Lineage: Eukaryota; Fungi; Ascomycota; Sordariomycetes; Glomerellales; Glomerellaceae. Gene Ontology annotation, cellular component: nucleus. Bases 1 to 2181 code for a protein of 726 amino acids.